This is a messenger RNA of Suricata suricatta (meerkat), 2524 nucleotides long. It is a transcript of the gene GP1BA, whose product is annotated as glycoprotein Ib platelet subunit alpha. NCBI's taxonomy places the organism in Eukaryota, Metazoa, Chordata, Mammalia, Carnivora, Herpestidae. Gene Ontology annotation, molecular function: protein binding. The record is from RefSeq and is a predicted model, not a curated record. Bases 658 to 2436 code for a protein of 592 amino acids. The transcript is spliced from 3 exons.
GCCCUGUCUUGCGGCCAGAAGCACCGUGACCCGUUUCUGACCGAUGUCACCAGAAGUUGGCCAGAGGACGGGGCUGCUGGGAAGUCUGUCCCUGACAGUGAGGCGGUGCUGUGCGCCUGCCCCUUCCCUGUCACCAGCAGAUGGACGCCUUUGAGUGUGGCCGCCAUAUUGCAACCAUGAGUGACAAGGACAGGGACAUGAAAGCCAGGGUGCUGAGGCUGCAGAACAAGAAGGACGGGUGUUCCGAUGAUGCCACCUUGCUGCCGGACCCGCCUAGAGGGCCCGACUCCAGACCACCAGCUGAGAAGUUAAUGCCCUUAGGGGCGCCUGGAGGGCUCAGUCUGUAGAGCGUUGGACCCUUGAUCUCCGCUCAGAUCAUGAUGUCACAGUUGAAAACAACUUCCUUAACUUGAAAAAGAAAAAGACUUCUAAAAACCUACAGUUCGCAUGUGUCAGGACGCCCUCCUCGCAAAGACGGGAAUGGAGCGGGCCAGUCGUCCCGGCAACGCUGCGGUCCUGGCCAGAAAAUAAAGGAAGCAGUAAGGUGGGAAAGGAAAAGAUUAAUUAUGUGACGCUGUAAAACUGCCAACGUGGAAAAUCUCGCAGACAGUAAGCAAACGGGAGAGUCAGGGACGUCCCCGGACACAAGAAACACAAAUGCCAACGGCUCUUCUCGCGCGGGUGGCCCCCAUGCCUCUCCUGCUGCUGCUGCUGCUGCUGCUGCUGCCGCGCCCUUCACACCCCCAUCCCUGCGAGGUCUCCAAGGUGACUAGCCAGCUGGAAGUGAACUGUGACAAGCUGGGUCUCAAGGCGCUGCCUCCGGACCUGCAGCACGACACGGCCAUCCUCCACCUGAGCGAGAACCCGCUGGGCACCUUCUCCACAGGCUCCCUGGUGCAUCUGGCCCGGCUCGUCCAGCUGCACCUGAGCCGGAGCCAGCUGACCCAGCUGCUAAUCGACGGGCCGCUGCCCCGGCUGGAGACCCUGGACGUGUCCCACAACCAGCUGAGAAGCCUGCCCCCGCUGGGCCAGGCGCUGCCCGCGCUCGUCACCCUCGAUGCGUCCUUCAACGAGCUGACCUCGCUGCCCCGCACCGCCCUGGACGGCCUGAGCCAACUCCAAGAACUCUCCCUGCGCGGCAAUAAGCUGAAGACUCUGCCGCCGGAGCUGCUGGCGCCCACCGCCCUGCUGACGACCCUCAACCUGGCGGACAACAGGCUGAGCGAGCUGCCCCUCGGGCUCCUGGAUGGCCUGGAGGAGCUCAGCACCCUCUACCUGCAGGGGAACUGGCUGCGCACCCUCCCCAACAACUUCUUUGGGAACCUCUCCGUGCCCUUCAACUUCCUGCACAGCAACCCCUGGUCCUGUGACUGCGGGAUCCUCUACUUCGCUUGCUGGCUCCGGAACAACUCCUAUAAUGUCUACUUGUGGAAGGAGGGCGUGGACGUCACGGCCAUGACGCCCAACGUGGAAAGCGUUCGGUGCGCCAGCCCGGCCAACAUGCCUGUCUACGCCUUCGAGGGGAAGGGCUGCGCCCCCCUCAGGGAUGCGAACACAGUCCAUGACAAGUAUGAAAAAGCAGACCACAAGGAGGUGACGUCUACCACCACCCAAGCCCCUGCAACCCGCAGGCCCCCGCUCCACUCAGAAUCCGUUUCUCCACACAGCCAAACACCCUACCUGACUUCAACUGGAGAGUCUACUGAGGAAGAGGGUACAUCUCCCACCACCCCGUCUACCAUCUCCACCACCCCGGAGCCCAGCACACUCCCUACCAGGGUUCCCACCACAACCUCUACCAUCCCCACCACCCCGGAGCCCCCUGUGCCCCCCACCACCCCGGAGCCCACUACGCCCCCCACCACCCCGGAGCCCACUACGCCCCCCACCACAACCUCUACCAUCCCCACCACCCCGGAGCCCACCACCAUCUCUGAAAUAACCACGUCCUUAACCACCCCCGAACCCACCUUGUUCCUUACUACCUCAGAACGCACCACAACUACCCUCUCUGAAUCUGCCCAUCUCCCAGAGUCCCAAGCGGCAGCUCGGGAUGGAGACGGCCCCAGACACGAGCCCUCGCUCCACCCUGACAUGUGCUGCCUCCUCCCGCUGGGCUUCUACCUCUUGGGUCUCCUCUGGCUCCUAUUAGCCUCCGUGGUCCUGAUCCUGCUGCUGACCUGGGCCCCGCGCGCAGCCACGCACACCACACAUCUGGAGCUACAGAGGGGAAUGCAGGUGACUGUGCACCGGGCCUGGCUUCUCCUCCUCGGGGGCUCACUGCCCACGUUCCGCUCCAGCCUCUUCCUGUGGGUGCGGGCUAACGGCCGCGUGGGGCCUCUGGUGGCCGGGCGGCGGCCCUCGGCCGUGAGUCUGGGUCGUGGCCAGGACCUGCUAGGCACUGUGGGCAUUAGGUACUCCGGCCACAGCCUCUGAGACUGGGGGGCCUGGGGGCCUUGAGAGACUGUGCUGGCUUUCACCUCGGGAUCUAGCUGGGGGGCGGGGGUGCUUCAUUACUUUUCCU